ACGAUGGAUGCAACACCAUGCCUUCUGCUCGUCCUCCUGUUCUGGACAAGGAUACAAGAAAAUAACGCUCUCCAGUGUUACUGUGACCGCUGCAGUGCCAACUCCAGCUGCACAACGGAUGGCGUCUGCUACGUCGCCAUCCGCAAGUCAGGUAGCCGGCUGACCAUCGAGCGGCGCCAAUGUGUACAGGAGACUGAGCUGAUCCCGCGAGACCGGCCCUUUUUCUGUGCCCCGUCUGUCAAACAUGACGAGGGCAUUUACCCCAUGUGCUGUACCGAGGACUACUGCAACAAAGACCCCGACUUUGACCACUUCAUCCCUGUCCCCACUGCUAAGACUCCUCUUCUGGGCCCUGUGGCCCUCGCAGCAGUCAUCGCCGGCCCUGUGUGUUUGCUCUGCCUGUUGCUGGUCUUGGCGUUUUAUGUUUGCCACAGCCACAGAGGUCUCGGGGCGGGAGGUGCCGGGGCCCAUCAUCACCACCAUCAUCGGGUGCCCAACGAAGAGGACCCCUCCAUGGACCACCCCUUCAUCACUGUGGGAACAACACUGAAGGACCUCAUCUAUGACAUGACCACCUCAGGCUCAGGAUCAGGACUGCCACUGCUGGUCCAGAGGACUAUCGCCAGGACCAUCAUCCUUCAGGAGAGCAUUGGGAAGGGGCGUUUUGGGGAGGUGUGGCGGGGGAAAUGGCGUGGUGAGGAGGUGGCUGUGAAAAUCUUCUCCUCCCGCGAGGAACGCUCCUGGUUUCGCGAGGCGGAGAUUUACCAGACUGUGAUGCUGAGGCACGAGAAUAUUCUGGGCUUCAUCGCUGCAGACAACAAAGAUAAUGGAACGUGGACUCAGCUGUGGCUGGUGUCUGAUUACCAUGAACACGGCUCCCUGUUUGACUACCUGAACCGCUACACCGUCACCGUGGAGGGCAUGAUCAAGCUAUCCCUGUCAACGGCCAGCGGCCUCGCCCACCUUCACAUGGAGAUUGUGGGCACGCAAGGUAAGCCAGCAAUAGCUCACAGAGACCUGAAGUCAAAGAACAUCCUGGUGAAGAAGAACGGGACCUGCUGCAUUGCUGACCUCGGUCUAGCUGUCCGCCAUGACUCGGCCACCGACACCAUCGACAUCGCUCCAAACCACAGAGUGGGAACCAAAAGGUAUAUGGCACCAGAGGUCCUGGACGAUUCCAUAAACAUGAAACACUUUGAGUCUUUCAAGCGGGCAGACAUCUACGCCAUGGGCCUGGUCUUCUGGGAGAUCGCCAGCCGCUGCUCUAUGGGAGGCAUCCAUGAGGACUACCAGCUGCCCUACUAUGACCUGGUUCAGUCAGAUCCAUCAGUGGAGGAGAUGAGGAAGGUUGUUUGUGAGCAGAAGCUUCGGCCCAACAUUCCCAACCGCUGGCAGAGCUGUGAGGCCUUACGGGUGAUGGCAAAGAUAAUGAGGGAGUGUUGGUAUGCAAACAGUGCUGCCCGACUCACCGCCCUCCGAAUCAAGAAAACGCUCUCUCAGCUCAGCCAACAGGAAGGAAUCAAGAUGUAGACACGACUACAAAACACACACACAUACACACACACACAUAUCUGACUGUCACCCAUAUCGUUAGCAUUAAAGCAUUGUUAUCGUCAUUAUUAUUAUUCAUGGAUUGUAUCUUCCCUUUGGUUGUAAAGGGAAGUGAAGACUUUGCCCACUUGUGCUCUUUUUUUCUCAUCCUAUUUCAUUCAUGGACAAACUGCCGAGUUCUACAUCCGAAACUGAGGAACCAUGUGUAUACGUGUGUCGCACUGGCCUUCCAUACACACAUGAAUGGCUGAAUGGAUGGAUCUAAUGGGAUAUCAGAGGCAUUAAAGGAAGCCUCCACUCAUCCUCCAUCUUCCUAAUUCAUUACAUGAAUUUUUCUGAAAGACCCACUGGGGCAACUGGGGUCCAUGUAGACUCCCAAACUCACCGUUCAUUACAAACCAAACCAGUUAGAGCUCAGACCCCAUCAGCUCACUUAAGGCCGGACAGGGAAUCACUUGAGGAACCUCUGAGCUGCCAGAGCUUCGCACUCAUCUCCUCAAGUCCUCUCAUCACAUCCUCAUUUGUAUAUUAGCACGUCAGUCAUCUCUUCAGAGAGUAAGCUACUCCUCAGUAGGGCUGCAAGUUACCUAUCUUUGAAUUAAGAUAUAUAAAAACAUUCUGCUGAUCAAUGCACUAAAUCUGUAUAAUGAAAACGAAACUGUAGGAAUGAUCCAAUCAUGUUAUCUGUUAGUUGCCCAAUACAUUCUGAGAUGAAUGUAACUAUGUGCAUUGAUGUUACAACACUGAUGUGUCAUAUAUCAUACUGUAUUUGUAAUGGCAUUAUUAUACUAAAUAUCCAACCAAAAGUAUUGUUACAAUAGCUGUGUAAUUUAUCUGAAGUUAGAAAAUAGACCAUAAUCCUGUUGGUCUUAAGACUCUUACAGUUCCUUUAAAAAAAAAAAAAAAAAAAAAUUCAUUAUGUUGCUGCCUCAUUGUUUCAUUAUGUUGCUGCCUCUUGCAACAUGUAUUUUUUACAUGCCCGGUUGGAGUUUUCCUAAUUCUUUCAUUUACAAUUACCAAUUCUUGUGAGCAUCAAAAUGAGACACUCCCUCUUAAUAUUCAAGCUAAUUACACAGCUAGCUGUGUCAAAUACAUUAUUCUAAUCAUCAAUUACUGCAUUUGAAGGUCUACUCUUUCUCUGCAGCAGACUGCGGCUUUAAAGAACAGACUGUUAUUACAAAUGCAGCUCUGAUCGCAGACUCAGGAGGACUUACUCUAACCAUAUACAUCAGCAGAAAGAAGUCUGGGAAACCUUAAUUAAAACGGGCUCCAGAUCCGGGUUCAGAUGAUGUACUAGUUGUGUCAUCACUUCCUUAUUUCUUAGGACCCAGGAUCAAUCGUAAUACAACAAAACAAAACGAAGCAGAAAACAGUUCUGACUCAAAGUGGUGUGCAGCCCUACUCUUGAGUGGUGUUACAGUAGCAUUGGGAACCGAAGCAUGGACCUUUGGGGUCAUGGGACAUUCUGUAAGCCGCCCUGUGACGUCUCAGACAAACAGCUUCAUCUGUUCUUCAUCUAGUCGAGCUGUCAGCAAAAUCUCUCAUUUCUGCAACAUUUUUGCACCUGUUUCAUUUUUAUUUUUUUUGUUACUGUUGUAUUCCCCAGCUCCCUCUUUACUGGCAGGGAGGUGGACAGGUCAGUUUAAUUUAUUGUGUUUUUAAUUUUCUUUCUGUUUGGCAGGGGAUCUCUUAUUUCUUUUUUUUUUUUUUUUUUUAGCUUAACAAAACUGGACAUGAUGACCUCAUUCAUUUUUGGCAACAUGCUGCAACAUAUGCAAUAUACAGUAGAUAAAUGUGUCUAUUUUCUAUACUCUGCUCUGCUAAAACCACAAAACAGCAAGAACAACAACAACAACAACAAUCAGCUGCCACCAUGCCUUCCAAGCCAGCGGUUACCGGAAAGUGCCAGUGCUUUAACAACCCAACUCCUCUCAUGUCGGCUGCUGUGGAGUGUGUUUGCUCUCUCGUGUAUGCAGCUCCGUGCUCGUGUGUGUGCCAGAGGAGGCCCAGAGGAGCCAAUGCCGAGCAUACAGCAAGCUCGUACUAUGCACACCUAAGAAGAAGGGAUGGAAUGCAAGAAGUGGCACACAUCGCACGUCUCACAGCACCUACUACCAGCCGACACUCUGGUGCCAUUUCACGAAACCCCUCUCACCUAAACACCAGACCACCUCAGCAACAACUCAUCGUACAGCUUCUCCUCCUCGUGGACAGAGUCUGGAAACUGACCUCCAGCACCUCGAACUGUGUUAAGUUGGAAAACAGUGCCGCACGAGCUCAUGGCGGCUUUGGAAAAGAGACACAAAGACUUGUAAGCAUUACUGAUGUUGCCCUAUAAAUGUAAACUCUUGGAUUUCUGAUUUUAGUUCUUCUCGCGUGUUUUUGCGCUGUCAGCGCGGCAGCAGCGCGGAUCAACCUUUCAAGCGUUUUUUUUCUUUGUAGGAUAAUCAACAAAAUUGAGGUACAUUCGUUAAAAUAUAGCAAACAAAUACUUACUAAGCCAUAGGUUUUCCAGGUUGUGUAUUGUUUCUCUUUGUUUCUUUUUUGUGGCAAGGUCUUUUUCUACCAGAAUGUACAUUUAAGAAAAACAAAAGAAGAAAAAAAUGCAUUAAAUUGACAAUUGUGUCAUUUCAGCUUAGCAAGCCUUAAGGGACCAACACAUAAGAGUCAUGAUCUGCUCUUAUUAUUUUUUCUUUCUCUUUGUUUUCAUGAAAAAAGUUUAUAUAUAUAUAUACAUAUAUAUAUAUCAUUGAUUACUAUGGUAAAGGUAGUAUCAUUAUUAUCUUAAGGACAAAAAAUAUAUGUAGCACCUGAUUUAACAGUUUGUUUCAGUGUUUGUCCUGUUGCCAAAAUUGCCAUUCAUCUAAACCCAGUUGGUGUAUUCUACAGAUUUGCUUGAGUCUGAGUUGCUUCAAAAGCACCUGUCUUUAAGUAUACAGGUCUGUAACAAAUCUAUAAUUAGGAACAGUUGAUAGGUGCAAGGUUUAAAUGAAUUCAGUGUAUUAGAUCUGCUCAGAGAAAUCCUGCAGAGUCUCUUGAUUGUUCAGCGUUAAGUGCACUUCUGAACCACUGGGGGGUUUACCUGUGUGGCAGUUUGGACGUUGGUGACUCCGCCUGUCUUCAUUACUUUUUUCUUUAUGGAUACAUAAUGUAUUGAUGUGCUGCUACUUAGUUGUCCACCUCGCUUUUGAAAGUGGAGGUGAGAGCUGCCGUUGGAUGUAAAAUAUCUUCAGAUUGCCUGAAUCUGAUCAGUGUGCCAUGAAGCUUUGACGCAAAUCCAGCCCAUCAUCAUACAUAUGGUUGGCAGUCCUCUUAAAGACUUUGUGAAGUUUGAUGAUUAGUUGUCAGCCAGCAUCCAUGAAAGUGCGGGAAUCCACUUUGACAACCGCUGCAGCAGCCUGUUUCACUGACCGACUCUUUAUCUCUGGUUCAAAGAGCGAGUCAGUUCAUUCAGCUGCUUUUCAAGCAGCAUGGAAAGCUGCAGCCCAUCCAUGGACCGCGGCUGAAAACCAGGGUGCCAAUCUUAUCAAUGGGCACUGGAGUAGCCACUUCUUAAUUCCACUUAAUUACCCACACAUAAAACGCAGUUGAAAAAGCCUUUAGACAUAUUUUCUACUGGAAGGUCAAGUGUAGAGGCGGAGGCAGGAGAGCUAAUAACUUAAGAGGUUGUGACUUUGGUAAAAAGUGCUUGGGUGCUCUUGGAAAAAAUAAAUCCCUGUUGAUGCCUUUUCAAGCAACUGAUUAUGUGAUGACAGAUGGAUAAUGUAAUAAUUUGUACAAAAAUUUAUUCUGAACUCCUUAAAAAUGCUAUUAAAUGAUUUUAGAGGUGAAUUUCCGGAUAACUGAAGCAGUAUGAUAACAAUUGCUCUCCAGAGAAGGCUUAGGCACAUCUCUUGCUGGUUUUCAUUUCCGAAGACAUUUUUAUCUUUCAUUCAAGAGUUUGGAUAAGCUUAUUUCUUCCUUGAUUUAAACAUGCUGUUAGAUUUCUGAACCAAACAAAAAUUGGCAUCGUUAACCUGCGAAGUGAAAGAACAUAUCACCAGCAAUAACCUGUUUGACCUGUACGAAACAUUGAUGAUGUUUUCCCCUGAAAAUGACAUAACCAGUUGUCAAAGGCUUUUUCAGUGAUUCUCUUGUCCUUAAAGAAAAUUGGCUUUGAUUUAAAAAAAAAAAAAGACAGUUAAUCAAAAAGCAGACGAGUAGUGAUGUGUCCACUGUUCCGAGUUGUUCUUGUGAGGAAAGUAUUCUUAAAGGUGUAAAGACAGCAGUGGCAGGAUGUAUGCCUUGUAAAUAUCUUGUCAAGUGAAGAAAGUGAAGUGGAAAGUGCUGCUAUAUUAGAUUUAAAAAGGGUGAUAGGAUGCUAAACUAAUUGUUUAAUGUGUACAAAGGCGGUCAAAGUAGUAGGGAAUAUGAGGCUCGCCAGGGAAAACCAGGUCCAAGGAACCAUCUCUCGAAGCUAUGUUGGUCAGGGCAGGGGGGGGAGAUGGGGUUCAAUGACGGUGUGGGAAACUAAAUACUACGAUUUAGAGUGUAACUUUAAAUAAUCCCUGGCUUGCCGUGCUGGGCCUCUGUUGGAUUGAGACUGUACAGUAUGUGUAUUCCAUAUUCAACGUCAUUCUCUGGGACAUUAACAACAACAAAAGCUCAACUCAACAGCACCUCUGGUAUGCCUCAACAAGGACAACUUUCAUUCUGUCUUAAAGUCACCAGCAGCCUUGUACUUUUUUUCUCUUUUUCUUUUGAAACCCAAGAUGACUUAACUGUAAAAAGACAUGUUUGCACCCAGCUGUUUGAUCUCUUGUACUCUUUAUACAGCAAUCGUUCUGUCUUUGAUUCUUGCCUUUCUCUCUUGUCAUUCCGUGUUCUCCAAUUGACCUAACAGAUAUCUCCAAGCUUCAAGGGCCACAUUUCACUGCAGCCAGUUCUUUGGCUGCAGAGCUCCUUACCACGUUGAACCAACUCUCCUCUAUCCUAGCCAUCUUUUUUUUUUUUUUGUACCGUAAUGUAAAUAUGGGGAGAACUGCCCACACCUUCAGACAGUCUCUCCCAAAAAGAAUUCCCAAUGUUGAAAAGAACAGAUUGUCUUUUUUUCUGGAUGAUAAUGACAGAGUCGUCGAGAGAUAGGUUCAGGGACUGUGUCCACCGAUGGUGCUUUUUGGGCUGGCAGUGCCCACAAACUUAAUUCCCCUGUUGCUAGGUUUACGACAGCUGACCUGCCAAAUCCUUUGGUGGCCAAUAAGUCUGUUUUGAAUUGCCCUAUAUGCUGAUUAUUAUUUUUUUAUUCAAGGAAAUUUAACAAAGAAAAUGUUGAAACCAGUUGAGUCAUGUCCUGGCAGUAUCAGCAGCGACUCUAGACCUGAAUAUUUUUGGGGGUGCUCGAUCAUCUAAAGUGUGUGGGAAGGGGGGGAGCAGUCUGGCUGCAUGUGUUAAACUGUGUAAAGUGUACUGAAUGAUACCUAUUUCAAUGGAGAAGUCCCACCCCUUUUGAUUUGUAUUGUUCAGGGAGGGAGAAGUGAUUUCAUUGAGUGUAGCAAAAGAGCAAGUUUUCAAUGCUUAAAUCUUCAAAUUGAUAGUUUUUGUAUAGAAAACAGGCACUGCCAGUUUAAAACACACUAGUUGGACACAGACGAUUAUACUUUAUUACCUUUUGACAAAACCUCCGCAUCUGAAAUAAUGGUUCAUCGCCUAAACCCGAAAAAACAACAAUGACACUUAACCUCGUUAUUGUGUUUGUGGAGAAUCUGUCUGAAAAUGUGCUUUAUCAUCUUCAUAUUUUAACCGGCUGUCACCUCUUGUCACAGUCUCCGAAGGCUGGCUUUCAACCGGCCUCUGAUUGGGGCAGUAUUGAGCAGGGUUUGCCUUCAGACACUUAGUGACUGCUUCUUUUACAAACUAGUUUCAAACAUGUAACGGCCUGUGGUGAUGAAGCAGGCCCAACUGUCGAGCCAAUCCUUUCUGUGGACUGGAAAUACCAGGCUUGUUUUUUAAAAAUGUUUUUCCUUAAUUUUUUUCUAAACUUUGGGUUUAGCAACCAUUUGUUCCGAUGAGAUUUCUUGACAGCUAAUUGGGCCAUGACCCAUUCAAAAAAAAAUGUCAAAGAAAACCUGCUGUACCUCAUCUUUAAGAAUCCUACCUAGCCUUCUCUGUCCUAAGCUCAGAUAAAAUAAAAAAAAUAGGGGGGAGGUCAUUGUACCCGGUUGAUGUACAGCCAUCAUGACAUUUCUCACCUUGGUUCACUGGUCAACAUAGUUGAAGUUUGUGUAUGGGAGCAGCAAUGUGUCUUGAGCCGUUUUGUGACCCAAGAAUUAAGAUGCUCUCAGUUAAUAUGCAGCCCUUUAGUGCUACUCUUAAUACCCUGAGAAGAAGAAAAAUCCAGCAGUUUGUUUCUGCUCUGUGUGCAUUGAUGGAGGGCAACAAAAAAAAAACAGGGAGGCGAAAUAAACUAUGCCAGCAGCUUUACCGCUUCAAACCACGCACUGAGUUAAUCCCACAGCUGUGAAUGUAUCGGCCCUCUCAGAGACUUCAACCAAUCUGAGCACAACCCGCGUUUAACUCAGCCCAAAGGUCAUGGCAGCAGCUUUUUUGAACAUGCAAUUUAUCCACCGCACGGGUCUCUCUCUAUCUUUGUCUCUUUCUCUUGUUAUGCAAAGUCUGGGCCAACCGUGUCUGCCCACUCAGUCCCUCUGGAUCACACAGGUUGAAUGACCUACCUAUGCUAGCAUGAUCCACUCACUGUGACGAGGAGCGCGUUUGGGUCGAAGAAUUAGCACGUUCUCCCAUACCGGCUGCCCUCCUCCUUCUUCUCAGAGGCUCGCAAGACUGUCUGCCUCCGCUGAAGCGUUUGAAGUAGUCGAGUGUUCGGGUUUUGGUAGGGCUUGUUUGGGGUCACUUAAGGGUUCAGGCAGUUAAAACACUUUCUCCUCUCCGAUGCUGCAGUGAGGCCUUUGUGGCGACAAAGGGUAGCAGAAAGCUUUAUCACGUUUUAUUUGGUGCCUAAGUUUGACAAGACUUCUUUUACUUUUCACCUCGAAUGACAGGACUGCAUGUGAUUGUGUGUCUGCAUUGGUGUCUGCAUUACCUGCUUUAUAGAUGUCAUCCAAAAGCUGAGAAGUAUCUUUAAAAAAAAAAAAAAAAAACAGCAUAAUUAACAUAUUAAAAAGGUCACUUAAUCGAAAAGAAAAUACCUCCUUUUAAAGACCAAUGUGUUUUACCUCACUGUAUAUAUAUUCUUGAUUUGUUUACUCCAAGUUUGCAAUUUAUCUUUCUCUUUUGUUUCUAUGAAAUGCUUAAAAAAGUUGAAGAGAAUAAUUUUGUUUACUUUUCAAUGGUACUUUUUUUUUUGUCAGAUGGCAUUGUAUUGUGUUUGUGUUGUGCCCAAGCAGUAUACUAUUCCUCUUCUACCAUGCUCUGUAUAUGACCUGUUGGUUGUGUUCUGCGUGAGCUGUACAGUCAAAGCGCUUUACAAAUGUCCAAGCCCCCUUCUGAGCUCUGGUACAAAUGCCUUGUUCAAUAUGUUUCUUUUGUUUUAAUGAGAAAAAAAAAAAAGAAGAAAAAAAAACAAAAAAAAAGGAGUCACAGUGGAGGUCGGAGGAGGCUGGAAGUGAGGGGAGGGACUGUAAAGGGAAAACCCCUCGACAAGUGUUGAACCCUCCUCACCUCGCGACCCUCUUGGAUUUCUAAACAUAUUAUAAUCUUGACUUUUUUUAUAUAGUGUGUACAGAUGAAUGAGAUCAACAUAGGAACUAGAGGAUUGACACUUAUGUUAACUUCUAACAUAGCUGGAGUAGAAAAUGGUGUGAAUAAAGAAACCAAGUUUCACUACA
Molecule: messenger RNA, 9374 nt
Organism: Labrus bergylta (ballan wrasse)
Lineage: Eukaryota; Metazoa; Chordata; Actinopteri; Labriformes; Labridae
Gene: tgfbr1b
Product: transforming growth factor, beta receptor 1 b
Biological process (GO): nervous system development; protein phosphorylation; activin receptor signaling pathway
Cellular component (GO): activin receptor complex; plasma membrane
Molecular function (GO): activin binding; SMAD binding; transforming growth factor beta receptor activity, type I
Source: RefSeq, a predicted model, not a curated record